AUGGGAUAACCAUUCGCGUACGUCGGUUGUAUGGGUGGGAUCCUCUGCGGCACGCCAUUCUGGUGCUGCUAGUGGAAUAGACAAAAAAAGGGCCGACGGUGUUUGCUCGUGGCAGGCCACACAGAGUGACAACCAGAGUGGUUGCCGCAAAAACAACCAAUCACACAAAAAGUGUUGUACCGGUGGAGGACAGCCAUUAAUCAGCAGGCCGGCUUCGCGGCCAAAAGAAACGGAGAAGAGGAAAAAGGGGGGCAAGCAAAGAAGAAACCACGGACGGAGCGAGCUCCGAGCGUCCUCAUCCUCCCGUCUAUAAAUUCCCUUCCUUUUCUUCCUCCAUAUAUAGGGGGCGCCAUCCAAGCCAAGAAGAGGGAAGAGCACCAAGGACUUCCCGGCGCCCGUUCAGGAUCCACAUCCUUCCCGAGCGAGUUCUUGGUUGACCUCUUCCUCUUCGACCACCUCCUAGGCUCUUGGUGUAGCUUGCCACUCUCACCAAUCAAGUUUUCAUGUCUGAUCUCGACGUUCAGAUCCCAACUGCCUUCGAUCCCUUUGCUGAGGCCAAUGCUGGGGACUCUGGUGCGGCAGCAGGAUCAAAGGACUACGUUCAUGUACGCAUCCAGCAGCGUAAUGGUCGCAAGAGUCUGACUACUGUCCAGGGAUUGAAGAAGGAGUUCAGCUACAGCAAGAUCCUCAAAGAUCUCAAGAAAGAGUUUUGCUGCAAUGGUACAGUGGUCCAGGACCCAGAACUUGGACAGGUCAUUCAACUCCAGGGUGAUCAGAGGAAGAACGUCUCUAAUUUCCUUGUCCAGGCCGGCAUUGUGAAGAAGGAACACAUCAAGAUUCAUGGUUUCUGAGCAACCGCCGGGUCCAUAGCAAGCCCUGCAUGCAAAGCAGCUAUAUAUCUGAGGUGGAGCAUAUCUAUCUGGCUGUGUACAAGCAGGCCUACUACUACGCCUGCGCGUUCUCCUAUACUACACAUAACACAUAGCCCCCUCCCUGCGUGUAUGCUUGUUACCGUUGUGUCGAAUCUUGUACGAGGCUCCAUCGAACUUCGAUGGCUCGCUUCUUUAUCAGAACAAGAUUGAAUAAACAAUAUUUGGUAUGCUGUGUGUCAGAA
Messenger RNA from Sorghum bicolor (sorghum), 1114 nucleotides. RefSeq names its product protein translation factor SUI1 homolog. NCBI's taxonomy places the organism in Eukaryota, Viridiplantae, Streptophyta, Magnoliopsida, Poales, Poaceae. The transcript is spliced from 5 exons. Gene Ontology annotation, molecular function: translation initiation factor activity; RNA binding. The record is from RefSeq and is a predicted model, not a curated record. Gene Ontology annotation, biological process: translational initiation. The coding region runs from base 504 to 851 and encodes 115 amino acids.